This is a messenger RNA of Elgaria multicarinata webbii, 4054 nucleotides long. It is a transcript of the gene SKIC2, whose product is annotated as SKI2 subunit of superkiller complex. NCBI's taxonomy places the organism in Eukaryota, Metazoa, Chordata, Lepidosauria, Squamata, Anguidae. The record is from RefSeq and is a predicted model, not a curated record. Gene Ontology annotation, molecular function: RNA binding; RNA helicase activity; ATP binding. Gene Ontology annotation, cellular component: Ski complex. The transcript has 30 exons. The coding region runs from base 16 to 3903 and encodes 1295 amino acids. Gene Ontology annotation, biological process: nuclear-transcribed mRNA catabolic process, 3'-5' exonucleolytic nonsense-mediated decay.
GCCGUGGCAGUUGAGAUGGAGCGGGAGAGGAUCGAUAUUUAUACCCUGAAAGAAAAGCGAAGAAUCCUGGGAGUCGCGUCAAGCAUCGAUGCCUUAUAUGCCCUGCCCCCCAGGGGACCUCUGGAGCUGCCCCUCUCUGUCCUGGAGGUUGGAUGUGCUGGCCAUUUUGAACUCAUCACCCAAGAGGAGGGCCCUCAAGGAGAUGGAUUUCCGCUGACCACGCUGCCCCACAGUUUGCCUCCUCAUGCUGAGGAUCUGGCCUCUGAAUUGGAGCAGCACUUUCUCAACAGCCCGGAGUGGCUUCCCAUCCACCACUUCGAAAGGUCCCACAGAUUUUGGCCCCGCGAACGAGACAUCCAGUCGCUCUUCAAGGUAGAUGUCACUCCUGUACACUCCACACUUCAGGCUGAGCGCAACCCUACCACAGGAGAGCUUCUGGGUUUCAAAGAGGCACUUGUGGACAAUAUGGGCUUAUCGGCCAAGAAUUCCCUUUCCUUCCAGCGAGCGCCUGGGCCCCCGGCGGAGGCUCUGCGAGGCAGUGCCACCAAUUAUCCCUUCUGGCCAGGUGGGAUGGAUGAACCCAGCCUGGAGCAGAUCAAGGCUCACGAAGACCUGGAAGAGGACAUCGAUUUUGAGAAAGAUUUGCUGACAGUGCCACCUGGCUGGAAGAAGGGGGUGGAGUUCACCAAGCAAGAACUCAAGGCCUCCCCGGGGCUGCUGAACCUGACUAACUUGCUGGGGGCACUGGACACCUUUGAGCUGGGAGCCUCCAGCGACGAAGAAGGCAAGGAGAAGGCGGAGGAGGCGGAGAAGAGGAGGAAGAAAGGGAAGGGCAAAAGGGCAAAGGAAGAAGAAAUGCCCCCGGCGGAACCAGCGCCGCUCCAGAGGGCAAACAGCCUGGAGGAACUGGUGCUUAAGGAGGUGACUCCCACCCCCAAAUCACCUCCACAGGCUGCCCCAGCACCAGCUGCUGAACCCCCCAAAGAGCAGUGGGCCAUCCCAGUAGAUAUCAGUGCCCCCGUGGAUGAUUUCUACAAGCGAAUUCCUGACCCGGCUUUCAAGUGGCCUUUUGAGCCCGACGUUUUCCAGAAGCAGGCGAUUCUCCACCUAGAGAAGCACGAUUCUGUAUUCGUCGCUGCCCACACCUCUGCCGGAAAGACUGCGGUGGCCGAAUAUGCCAUUGCUCUGUCGCAGAAGCACAUGACGCGCACCAUAUACACUUCCCCGAUCAAAGCUCUUUCCAACCAGAAGUUUCGGGAUUUCAAGAACACCUUUGGAGAUGUGGGGUUGUUGACAGGGGACGUUCAGCUGCAUCCAGAUGCCUCCUGCCUCAUCAUGACCACAGAGAUCCUUCGGUCUAUGCUCUAUAACGGCUCGGAUGUUCUCAGAGACUUGGAAUGGGUGAUCUUUGAUGAGGUGCACUACAUUAAUGACUCUGAGCGUGGUGUGGUGUGGGAAGAGGUCCUCAUCAUGCUGCCGGACCACGUGAACAUAAUCUUGCUGAGUGCCACCGUCCCCAACACCCUGGAGUUUGCUGACUGGAUCGGGAGGAUCAAGAGGAAGAAAAUCUACGUGAUCAGCACUCUGAAACGCCCCGUUCCGUUGGAGCAUUACCUGUACACGGGCAACAGCCAGAAAACCCAGAAUGAGCUCUUCCUCCUGGUCGACGCCCGUGGGACGUUUCUUACCAAAGGGUAUUAUGAUGCCAUGGACGCCAAGAAGGAACGGGCUAGCAAACACUCGCAGACUUUUGGGGCCAAACAGCCCAUGCAUCUAGGAGGCGGGCCGGGACAGGACAAGAACAUCUGGCUGUCCCUCAUCGACAUGCUGCGCAAGAAGGACCACCUGCCCGUGGUCGCUUUCACCUUCUCUCGCAACCGCUGCGACGACAACGCCUCCAUGCUCACCACCGUCGACCUGACCACAACCACCGAGAAGAGCGAGAUCCACAUCUUCUUCCAGAAGUGCAUCUCCCGCCUCAAGGGCACGGACCGCCAGCUGCCUCAGGUUCUACACAUGGUGGACCUCCUGAAACGUGGCAUAGGGGUGCAUCACAGUGGCAUCCUGCCCAUCCUCAAGGAGGUGGUGGAGAUGCUGUUCAGCAAGGGCCUUGUCAAGAUCCUCUUUGCUACGGAAACAUUUGCCAUGGGGGUGAACAUGCCAGCAAGGACCGUGGUCUUUGAUUCGAUCCGUAAACACGACGGCGCGAACUUCCGGGAUCUGGUGCCAGCUGAGUACAUCCAGAUGGCAGGCCGGGCCGGGCGCCGAGGUCUUGAUACUACUGGGAUGGUGAUCAUCCUGUGCAAAAACCAAGUGCCUGAGAUGGCUGAUCUUCACCGGAUGAUGCUGGGUAAACCAACUCAGCUGCAGUCUCAGUUCCGCCUGACCUACACCAUGAUCCUCAACCUGCUGAGAGUGGAAGCACUGCGAGUGGAAGACAUGAUGAAGAGGAGCUUCUCCGAGUUCCACACCCGGAAAGACAGCAAGGUCUACGAACACAGGAUCACCCAGCUCAGCCACCUCUUGGCCAGCAUGGAAGCAGCGGAUGUGUCGGGACAGCUUGGCGACUUACAGGAGUAUUACCGCCUGGUCCGAGAGCUGCAGGAGUCCCGGGCACUCAUCCAGAGGCGAGUCAUGGAAUCGGUGAACGGACUGAAGGCCCUUUCUGUGGGGCGAGUGAUUGUUGUGAAAAACCAGGAGCACCGGAAUGCCCUGGGGGUGAUCUUGCAGGUUUCUUCUGACACGGCCAACCGAGCCUUCAGCAGCCUGGUGAUGUGCGAGAAGAGCGCCACGGAGCGGGAUUUGGCUACGAGCAAGGAGACCGGUCUGCCCUCCCCUCCGGAAGCGCCUCUUCCUGACGACCUCCUGCGUACCAAGCUCUUCCUUCCUGAGGGCCCCUGUGGACAUACCAUAAAGAAGCUGGGCCCGUCCGACGUUUCGGGUAUCACAACCAAAACCCUGCGCGUCAAUGCUGAGCGUAUCCUGGAGGAUUUCAAGAAGCGACAGAUGCCCAGGUUCAGGAACGACCCUCCUGGGCCGUCCGCAGCCACGGCAACCCAGGAGCUGCUGCGUCUGGCCGAGGGCUCUCCGGAAGGCCUCCCGCUCCUGGAUCCCGUGAACGACCUCCAGCUGAAGAACCUGGAAGUGGUGGAGGGCGUGGUCAGGACCCGUUGCCUGGAGGAGGCGCUGCCGGGCUUCCAGUGUGUGCACAGCCCCCGCUUCCACACGGAGUUUGUGCGCUUCCAAGAGCGCCAACGGGUGCUGGAGCAGUUGGAGCAGCUGCGCUUCCUGCUCUCCGACCAGUCCCUCCAGCUGCUGCCCGAGUACCACCAGCGCGUCCAGGUCCUGCGCUCCCUGGGCUACAUCAACGAGGGCGGGGCCGUGGAGCUGAAAGGCAGCGUGGCCCGCCAGAUCAGCAACCACGAGCUGCUCCUGACCCAACUGCUCCUGGAUAACGCCCUGACGGACCUGCGGCCGGAGGAGAUUGUGGCCUUGCUGAGCUGCACCGUCUGCCAGGUCCGGACCCAGGUGGAGCCUCAGCUGCCCUCGGUCCUUCAGAAGGGCAUCGAGCACAUCCGGUCAGUGGCCGAGGAAAUCGCCCUGCUGCAACGCAAGUGCGGCCUGCGGGAGUCGGUGGAGGACUUCGUGGAGCAGUACAAGUUUGGACUGGUGGAGGUGGUUUACGAAUGGGCCCGGGGCAUGCCGUUUGCCGACAUCGCCCGCCUGACGGACGUGCAGGAAGGGAUCAUUGUCCGCUGCAUCCAGCGCCUGGACGAGACCUGUCGCGAGAUGCGCAACGCGGCCCGGGUCACCGGGGAGCCCACGCUGCACGCCAAGAUGGAGGCUGCCUCCAACAUGAUCAAGAGAGACAUUGUCUUUGCUGCCAGCCUCUAUACCCAAUGAGAGGGCAGGGGGCUGCCUUCAGCUCCUCUCGUCUCCCCAGAAGAAGGUCCGCCUGUCUCUCUCUCUCUCUCUCUCUCUGAUACUUCACCUCUGAGAGGUUGUGACACGUCUUGCAGGUAUAAACAAUAAAAGAUGCGUUUGUGUCCACCGG